AUGCAAGAAGCAGGAGUGCAGCCGGACAAAGCUGCAUGCAACAUUUUGAUCCAGAAAUGUUGUGCCAAGGGAGAGACCAAGACAGUGAUUCCUAUUCUUAAUUAUAUGAAAGAGAAUCGAAUCGUUCUUCGGUACUCUGUGUUCCUGGAAGCAUCGAAGACUCUACAAGUUGCUGGCGAGAGCGAAGCCCUCCUCAGGCUAGUCAAUUCUCAUUGCUUUGACGAAGCUUCUGUUUCCACAACUUCUGCAGAUGAUCUUAUAGAUCGUGGCCUUGUUAAUUUUCUCUUGACGAAGAAAAGUCUCAUUGCAGUAGACCGAUUACUUACUUAUAUGAUGGAUAAGAACAUGUUGUUGGAUGCUUGGACUGUUUCAUACGUCGUCGAGAAGAAUUGCGAACUUGACAGACUGGACGGUGCUUUAUUAGGAUUUGAAUGCAGCAGGAAAAUGGGAGUGGGACUUGAAAGAACAGCAUAUCUUGGUUUAACAGGAACGGUGAUGAGAUCGAAUAUGUUCGAUAAGUUACUUGAGAUUGUCAGAGAAAUGAUCAAUUCAGGACACUCUCUUGGAAUCUAUCUAAGUUCUGUUUUUAUAUACAGGCUUGGGAAAGCUAGAAGACCCACUUGUGCUGCAAAGUUGUUCGGUUUGUUGCCUAAUGACGAGAUUUGCGCUGCUACUUACACUGCUCUCAUUAGUGUACACUUCUCUGCUGGUACUGCAGAGAAGGCGCUCAAGACUUUUGAAGCGAUGAGAAAGAGAGGCAUUUUGCCUUCAUUAGGAACGUACAGAAUUCUGUUGGCGGGUCUCGAAAAUGCUUCGGCACAGCUCAACGCUUACAAGCAAGGAGAGUUGAAGAAUGAACUUAUGACAGCGCUCUCCAUGAUCUGCACUGGAGAAUCCUUCACCAUGAUGCUCUUGAUUGUCUCGUCGCAGCUUAGUAAUCCAAAGUUCUGCACCCCAAGGGACAGAAACUUAUGGUGCCUCUUUGGGACCUGA
Linum tenue is the source of this 993-nucleotide messenger RNA. The record is from the annotation of a GenBank genome assembly. Lineage: Eukaryota; Viridiplantae; Streptophyta; Magnoliopsida; Malpighiales; Linaceae.